CGUCGACUAAAUGUAAAUCGGUUUGCCCUGUUACGGAAGUGUCUUGAGUGGUUAUAGAUAGUUAGGUUUCAGUUAAUUUUGAUGAGUUUUUUUUUAGGACUUUGCUCUGUGCUGAGAUGAAUUAUACCAGUAUGGCUAACAACAGUACAGAAUUUCCUAUGUGUAGUACUAAAAUCACAACAGGAAUUUAUCUAGACAAGACAAAUGACCAAGUGUUCAAAAGCAUAUUUCUACCCAGUUUCAUUUUCACGCUUUUUAUGUUUUUAAUUGGCGGACCUGGAAAUGCGUUAGUAUUUUACAUUUAUUUUUCAAAAUGGCGUAAAACUACCGCCCGUAUAUUCAUCCUUGCUUUAGCUGGAUUUGACUUGAUGAAUUGCUUUUUUACAAUGCCAAUGGAAUUAACUGUAUUGCAUAACAUCAUAACAUUCGACUAUAGUCCAGUUUGCAAAGUUUUCCGUUAUAUCACCUUUAUGAUGAACCAUGGAUCGUCUGUAGUUUUGGCGGCAAUUGCUAUCGAUCGAUAUAUUCGAAUAUGUUAUCCUUUGAGACCACAACUGCGUCCACACCAUGCUAAGAAAGUUGUUAUUCUUGCGCUUGUAUUAUCAGUUGCAUUUGCCUGGCCGGCUCUGCUCAUAUAUGGGUCACAGACUGUACCCAUUCCUAUCCCAGGAAAACCACACGUAUGCAUCAUUGGGAAAACUUGCCUUUACGAAGAUGAGUACAUACAUACGAUGUACCCCCUGAUUUUCUCCUUAUCUCUUCUAGUAGGCAAUGUGAUAAUCGAUUUGGCAAUGAUUAUUCUGUAUUCGAUGAUCGGAUAUCAGGUUAUAAAAAGGGGGACAUCUUCAAAUCCGACGCCAUUGAAAUAUAGAAAGGGAAGUACCUCUACUUUGUCAACAGAUGACAACUGUUUAGGAGACAAACGGACAGAAGACCAAGAGAGGCUGGAUAAUUUACAGAGCGAGAACCACAACGAAAAACAUGCUUAUUCUGCGCCAGAAAAAAAUACACAUAAGUUGACAAAACAAUCUACAGCUUCAGUGAGACGUGACAUGUUCAGACAGAGGUCAUUGUCGAUAUCUAGCAUCGAAGCUCGAAAGUCACAAAUGUACAAAACGACCUUGAUGCUGUUUAUGGUCACAAUUGUAUUCAUGGGAUCGUUUGUUCCUUAUUGCGUCAUAGUUAUUAUUAGAGCUCUAGACAAGUCGUAUUACGCAAGAUUGAGCACUGCUGGAAAGGCGGUUUAUAACUUGUUCCUGAGAAACUACAUGCUAAGUAGUUCGCUCAAUCCUAUAAUUUAUUGUUUCUUGAGCAUCCAAUUCAGACAACAAUGCAAAGACCUUUUCAACAGAAUCAAGAAGAAGCUGCUCUGAGAAUAUAAUUGUCAGAAUAUCUCAAGAAAAUAAUGUGGAUUAGCUACAUAUAAGCACUUUGUAUUUGACACAUUUGUGUGCAAUUGUAAUAUAUUGUAAACUGUUUUUUUUUAAAAUUGCCUACCGCCAUUUAUACCCGCCUUUUCUAGGUUUAUGUGCGUGUAUCUUUUAUUUGUAAAAGGCAACUGCCAAGGUUGUCAAUGUAACUUGUAUAAAUGCGAAGUCGAAGUUGAAAUCAUCCCUUCGUAAAUUUUACGGACGCCAUCACGAGUUGGUUGACUGUUAUGGAAUAACCCUUUCACAAAUGAUAUCGGAUAUGUUCCUUACGUCGUAACUACAAUCCCCUUCCCUUUCAUGAAUUUGACCUACCGAAUUAGACUAUUUACCGGAUUUGAAAUCACAUAAGCAACACGACGGGUGCCGCAUGUGGAGCAGGAUCUGCUUACCCUUCCGGAGCACCUGAGAUCACCCCUAGUUUUAGGUGGGGUUCGUGUUGUUUAUUGUUUAGUUUUCUAUGUUGUGUCAUGUGUACUAUUGUUUUUCUGUUUGUCUUUUUCAUUUUUAGCCAUGGCGUUGUCAGUUUGUUUUAGAUUUACGAGUUUGACUGUCCCUUUGGUAUCUUUCGUCCCUCUUUUGCCAAUGUAACUUGUAUAAAUGCGGUGAAUACGAUAUAACUUGAAUUAAUAUUUAUCAAGUCGAUCAACUUUCAAUAGAGUUGAAGAGAGGCACCUUUACUAUGAUAUAUCUAUAAACAGUCAAUGUUUCAACAUUUUAAUAAAUUAAAUUGAGCUAUAUUAUUGAGUGUGAUCAAGACGAAACACAUGUCUAGUGUAUCAUAUAUUCAGUCUGGUAUGGUUGAUUAACUGAAAACAAAACGAAAUGCAAAUAGCGAACAGACCUAACACGAACACGUAUACAAACGUGUCAGCCAUUUAUGUUCCAACAUUGCGCGAAAUCACAGAGAUUGAACAGAAUUGCAUCAAACGCAAACGGAACAAAUACGUACACGUGAAACAGACGUGUGAGCAAUGUAUGUUCCAAUAUGGCGCGACAUCACUGAGAUUGAGCUGAACUAAAUACAAAGCGCGAACGGACCGAAUACGAACACGCAAAAAGAUGUGGCAGUCGUUCUUGAUCUUAUAUGAUAUCGAAUCACUGAGAUUGAACUAAAUACAAAAAGCGAACAGAUCGAACAGAAGACAUAGAAUCACUGAUUCAGGAAACAUAAGUGCCAAAACCGAAUGUAUCGAAUAGGAAUACGUAAACAGACGAUGUCUGCAAGUUGUUCCUAUUCCAAUAUGUUCGCUAUGAUUGAGCAUGCAAAAAGCGAACGGUUCGAACGUGGAUACAAGCAAAUAAGCUGUCAUCAGUUCUUGGUCUUGUAUCAUAUAUUUACUGAAUGCUAACAAUUCUUUAAUAAAAGUUAACCAAUA
This is a messenger RNA of Mytilus trossulus (common blue mussel), 2806 nucleotides long. Its product is annotated as cholecystokinin receptor type A-like. The transcript is spliced from 2 exons. Gene Ontology annotation, biological process: neuropeptide signaling pathway. Lineage: Eukaryota; Metazoa; Mollusca; Bivalvia; Mytilida; Mytilidae. The record is from RefSeq and is a predicted model, not a curated record. Gene Ontology annotation, cellular component: plasma membrane. Gene Ontology annotation, molecular function: neuropeptide receptor activity. The coding region runs from base 117 to 1373 and encodes 418 amino acids.